AUGGACCAGGCCGUGGGCGACCUGAAGCAGGCGCUGCCCUGCGUGCCCGAGACGCCGUCCGUCCAUGUGGAGGUGCACCAGCGGAGAGGCAGCACGGCAAAAAAAGAAGAUAUAAAGCUGAGUGUUAGAAAGCUACUUAACAGACAUAAUAUUGUGUUUGGUGAUUACACGUGGACUGAGUUUGAUGAUCCUUUUCUGACCAGAAAUGUGCAGUCUGUGUCUAUUGUUGACACAGAAUUAAAGGUUAAAGACCCACAGCCCAUCGAUUUGAGUGUAUGCACUAUUGCACUUCACAUCUUCCACCUAAAUGAAGAUGGCCCCACCAGUGAAAAUUUGGAAGAAGAGACAGAAAAUAUAAUUGCAGCAAAUCAUUGGGUUCUGCCCGCAGCUGAAUUCCAUGGGCUGUGGGACAGCCUGGUGUAUGAUGUGGAAGUCAAAUCUCAUCUCCUCGAUUAUGUGAUGACAGCGUUACUGUUUUCAGACAGGAAUGUUGACAGCAAUCUCAUCACCUGGAACCGGGUGGUGCUGCUUCACGGUCCUCCAGGAACUGGAAAAACAUCCCUGUGUAGAGCGUUGGCCCAGAAAUUGACCAUUCGACUUUCAAGCAGGUACCGGUAUGGCCAACUAAUUGAAAUAAAUAGCCACAGCCUCUUUUCUAAGUGGUUUUCAGAAAGUGGCAAGCUAGUAACUAAAAUGUUCCAGAAGAUCCAGGAUCUGAUUGAUGACAAGGAUGCUCUGGUGUUCGUCCUGAUUGAUGAGGUAGAGAGCCUCACAGCUUCCCGCAAUGCCUGCAGGGCAGGCACCGAGCCUUCAGAUGCCAUCCGUGUGGUCAACGCUGUCUUGACCCAAAUCGAUCAGAUUAAAAGGCACUCCAACGUGGUAAUACUAACCACCUCCAAUAUCACGGAGAGGAUCGACGUGGCCUUCGUGGACAGGGCUGACAUCAGGCAGUAUAUCGGGCCCCCCUCUGCCGCAGCCAUCUUCAAAAUCUACCUCUCCUGUUUGGAAGAACUGAUGAAGUGUCAGAUCAUAUACCCUCGCCAGCAGCUGCUGACCCUCCGAGAGCUGGAGAUGAUUGGCUUCAUUGAAAACAACGUAUCAAAGUUGAGCCUCCUUUUGAGUGAAAUUUCAAGGAAGAGCGAGGGCCUCAGCGGCCGUGUCUUAAGAAAACUCCCUUUUCUGGCUCAUGCACUGUACAUUCAGGCUCCCACCGUCACCAUCGAGGGCUUCCUCCAGGCCCUGUCUCUGGCGGUGGACAAGCAGUUUGAAGAGAGAGAGAAGCUUUCCUCUUGUGAUUGA
This is a messenger RNA of Pipistrellus nathusii (Nathusius's pipistrelle), 1299 nucleotides long. The record is from the annotation of a GenBank genome assembly. Lineage: Eukaryota; Metazoa; Chordata; Mammalia; Chiroptera; Vespertilionidae.